Molecule: messenger RNA, 1106 nt
Organism: Brassica napus (rape)
Lineage: Eukaryota; Viridiplantae; Streptophyta; Magnoliopsida; Brassicales; Brassicaceae
Exons: 4
Coding region: 212-889 (225 amino acids)
Source: RefSeq, a predicted model, not a curated record
GGUCUGUUCCUUUUUUUUUUUUUUUUUUGAUCAACGGAAGAGGCUCGGUCUGUUCCUAACUUGUUCCUAUACGCUUUUCUCCAACGCCAUAGCCCAAAAAGCUCGCGUGAGCUCGAUGCGUGUUGAUUGCAUCUAAGCCUUCUCCUAGCAAAAUCGAAAUCCUAACAACACACCUCCUCUCUUUUAAACAUUUGAUCGGUGCGAUUUGGUGAUGUCAAUCCGAAUCCCAUCGGCUUCUUGGGACUUUCGAGGUUUCGUAUUAUGUUUCAUCUUCCUCCGAUCUUUCCCAGGAACGAUACGAGCACAAGAAGUUACACUAGACACGAUUCAGAUCUUCACGACGCACGAGUGGUUCUCCACCACGCCUAUAGUUUAUUUCCAAUGCAAAAGAGAGAACAAGACGGUGCUUCCUGAUGUGAAGAUAACCAAUGUCUCUUACUCUUUCAAAGGCCAAGAAUCUUGGCAGCCACUAACUGGACUUAACGGAACAAAGUGCAAGAGAUGUGGAAUCUAUGAGGACGACACCUUCAAAUAUGAUACGUUUGAUGAAUGGGAGCUUUGUCCUUCUGAUUUCACAGCUGAAGGUAGAUACACACACGUCAAGGACAAGGAGUUCAAUGCUACUUUUCUCUGCCAUGGAUGCUCUCAACUCGGAUCUGGUUUGAAGGAAGGAGAUGGUUCUGAUAAGGAAGAAGGAAGGCGCGGAAUGCAUCCUGCAAUCAUUGUACUGAUUGUAUUACUUGUGUUAGGUGUGGUUACGGUGGGUCUUGUGGUUGGUUACAAGUAUUGGCGAAAGAAGAAGCGGCAACAAGAACAGGCCCGGUUUCUCAAGCUGUUCGAAGAUGGUGACGAAAUUGAGGACGAGCUUGGCCUUGAAAAUACCCUGUGAAGCUAAAGCUCAGUGUGGUCUAGUAACUGAGUUACUGCAACUCAAUGUCACCUCUGUGUACAUACACAGCUCCUUGAUCCCACGUACAUUUUGUUUUGGUCUCAAGUAGAGUGGAGAAAAAGGAAAUCACAGUGAUUAACAUAUACAAAGUUACAAACACAUGCAAAGACAAACUCGAUGCUGUUUACUUUUCUUUUAUGUCGUAAAUGUUUGGCAA